GACCCAGCCGCCCAGAGCCCAGCUUGCAGCUUGCUUGGCUGAGGGGGAGGCGGUGUGGGAGCGGACGAAGUUUGGGCGAAUGCGUCCAGGGCUGAGAUCUCGAUCCGGGCUCUACGCUUGAGGUCGAGUGGGCGGGAGGACUGGUUUACGGACGUCCCCGGGCCAGCAGCUGUCGUCUUGCGUUCUCUUUUCUGGAAGUGUUUAAGCUUCGAAAAUGUCAACUAUCAAGCACCUAGUUUAUGCAGUUAUUCGUUUCUUACGGGAACAAAGUCAGAUGGAUGCUUAUACUUCUGAUGAACAAGAAAGUUUGGAAGUUGCAAUUCAGUGCCUGGAGACGGUUUUUAAGAUCAGCAUAGAAGAUACACAUCUAGCAGUUUCACAGCCUUUGACAGAAAUGUUCACAAAUUCCUUCUGUAAGAAUGACGUUCUGCCCCUCAAAAACUCAGUGUCUGAAGAUGUGGGAAAAGCUGACCAAUUAAAAGAUGAAGGUAAUAACCACAUGAAAGAAGAAAAUUAUGCUGCUGCAGUGGAUUGUUAUACACAGGCGAUAGAACUGGAUCCCAAUAAUGCAGUUUAUUAUUGCAACAGGGCUGCUGCACAAAGCAAAUUAAGCCACUACACAGAUGCAAUAAAGGAUUGUGAAAAAGCAAUAGCAAUUGAUUCUAAGUACAGCAAGGCCUAUGGGAGGAUGGGGCUGGCCCUUACUGCCAUGAAUAAAUUUGAAGAAGCAGUUAGAAGUUAUCAAAAGGCAUUAGAUCUUGAUCCUGAAAAUGAUUCCUAUAAAUCAAAUCUGAAAAUAGCAGAACAGAAGUUAAGAGAGGUAUCUAGUCCUACAGGAACUGGACUGAGUUUUGACAUGGCUAGCUUGAUAAAUAAUCCAGCUUUCAUUAGUAUGGCAGCAAGUUUAAUGCAGAACCCUCAAGUUCAACAGCUCAUGUCAGGAAUGAUGACAAAUGCCAUUGGGGGACCUGCUGCUGGAGUUGGGGGCCUAACUGACCUAUCUAGUCUCAUCCAAGCGGGACAGCAGUUUGCUCAGCAGAUACAACAACAGAAUCCUGAACUUAUAGAGCAACUGAGAAAUCAUAUCCGGAGCAGAUCAUUCAGCAGCAGCACUGACGAACAUUCCUGACUUGAUCAGGGACUCUAGCCCAGAAUGAAACUGGUUUAUGGCUAUGAAGUAUUCAGUGUAUAUAGUAGCCAAAAAUAAAAAAACAACAAAAUAAUGGAGGAAAACCUCCUGUGUGUAUUCUUAAAGAACAAAUUUGUUUAGACAAUAGUUUUAUCACCAAGAGACUGGAACAUGACUCCUUUGGAAUUGAAUGCUCACUAGCCUUGUUAAGUGCCAGUAUAGUACUCAGACAAAGUUCCAUCCAUUUCCAAUCUUUUAUCAUAUUUGUACAUUAGACUUAAUAGCAGAAUGUAUUUAUUGAAUUGUAGUACUGUUCAUUGGUUCUUUAGCUCCAAGCUACCUUAAGUUUUUUUGAGAGGGGAGAUAAGGGGAAAGAUUUGCCAUACUGGUUUAGAAGAAACUCUGGGCAGUAUAUCAGGAGAGAAGCAACUUUAGGUUUGAUAAAUGCUCUCAAUAAUGAAUAUAUAUCAUAGGUGCAAGUACUAUCUUUAUUGCUCCCUCUUGAGCCUCUUGCCAAGCCUGGGCAAUUUAGUGAGAGUCUAAGGGCUGGUGAAAAGUAGCAUUUGGUGCAAUGGAUGUUUUGAGGAAAGGAAAAAUAGAUAAUGUGAAUAUAUAGGGAGCAAAGAUAGGAUGCUCAGGUUUUCUGCAGAGUUCUUAAAUAAUCUCAUCUGUAGCUUAGUAUUAAUAACAUUAGCAUGGCCAUUUAUGCUAAAUACAUAAUAAAAUACAUCUAGAGGUCCUUAAUGGUACUGGUUAGGUCAGUGAUAUAACUAACUGAAUUACCACAAUUUCUCUGGUUGUGAACUUACCUUAGAAAUUACCAGAUAUACCUAAUUAGCACACAAGGCCAAUGGCUAGACCCUAAGUUAAGGAUAUUCUAAGUGUAAUUUAAUUAUGUGCCCAUAAUCAUUGAUUUAAAAAAUCAUUAUUUAAUGGAUAACAUCACUAACAUUGUUUAUCCAUAUAAUCCUCUGCUAUAAUUUAGCUCAGUGGACCUAUCUUAAGCUUAACCUUAGUUUGAUGCAAUUUUUUUGCCCCCUUUGGUACUGGGGAUCAAACUUAAAACCUUAUGUUUGUGAGGCAGGCACAGCACCACUGAGCUAAAUUCCCUGGUUCAAUUUGAUGCAAUUUAAACAUGAGAUUUAAAAGGUUUUAUUAUGACUUAGAUGCCACAUUAGUGGAGGGAAAUUGCAUUAGGUACUAAUGGCAUGACUCUUAAGAACAAUGAUGAAUGAGAUAUUUCUAAUUCCAACUGGAACUUCUAGUUUCUUAAUCAUGAAAUCACUGAGCUAUAUCCUUAGCCUUUUUAUUUUGAUAUAAGGUCUUAUUAAAUUCCCCAGGCUGGCCUUGAGCUUCUGAUCCUCCUGUCUUAGCUUCCUGAAUAUUUUUAAUUAAAGGUUUGUACCACAGUGUUCACAGAAAUCAUUUUAAGGGCUACAUAAUGUGGUUCUGAUGCAGGUCCAAGGGCUUAAAUUUAUUUGUUUCAAGCUGACCUAAAAUUCUUGGCAAUCCUGCUUCAGUCUUCCAUGUGCUGGGAUUACAGGCAUGUGCUACCAUACCUUUCAAGAGCUUAAAUUUAGAGCAACACUAGGACAGAGGUUUCUUCCCAGCUAGACCAGAAAAUGCCUAAGCAUUUGGGCUCCGGCUAAAAUGAAGACCUGUAGUAGCAUAUGGUUUUGGCUUGAGAAACGCAGGACUUAAAUCUGAAGCCUCUUGAAAUUAAAUUUCCUAUAGUCUGUCUAAACCAUCUUAGUAUGUAUGAAUUUACACCCAACCCUUAAGUUUUAAAUAUUACACAAAAUAAAGUAGUAAUCACAUAAAAGUACUCUGGUAAAAACAAAGUUGGUCCUUAAGUAAGAAUUAAUAGUUAUUCUUAUCUAGUGUUAAGAAAUUAGCAUUUCUAGCACAGUUAUUUUAUAGAUUCAUUAAAAAUGCUUCAGAGUGGGCCGGUGGGCUUCUCAGCAGCACAGAAGGUGUAAGGUCCUGAGUUUGAUUCCCACACCAAAAAAAAAGCUUCAGAGCUGGGCAUGGUGGUGGUACA
This is a messenger RNA of Fukomys damarensis (Damara mole-rat), 3170 nucleotides long. RefSeq names its product small glutamine rich tetratricopeptide repeat containing beta (gene Sgtb). The coding region runs from base 215 to 1129 and encodes 304 amino acids. Gene Ontology annotation, molecular function: molecular adaptor activity; protein binding. The record is from RefSeq and is a predicted model, not a curated record. The transcript has 11 exons. Gene Ontology annotation, cellular component: membrane; TRC complex. Lineage: Eukaryota; Metazoa; Chordata; Mammalia; Rodentia; Bathyergidae. Gene Ontology annotation, biological process: post-translational protein targeting to endoplasmic reticulum membrane.